AUGAUGGCCACACUCGAUAAGCCAUCCACCCCUGGCACUCGCACCAGCGAUGGGGGUGGUGCGCCCCCGCCCGGUUUGAUGUAUGGGGCGGUCUAUGGCGCAUUUGGGGCCAUGCAGCCCUUUCUCGCUGUUCAGCUGGAGAAGGAGCGCGGCCUCACCGCAUCGCACCUGGGCCGGCUGGCGUCGGCCUGCGCUCUGGCCUCGUUCGUGUCGUCGGCCGUGGCGUCGGUCACCGCCGACCGCACGCGUCGCCAUCGGGACCUCCUACGUGGCGCGUGCCUCCUGGCCGCCUCCCUGGCGCCCCUCCUCCCCCUCCUCCCCGCGUCUCCCCUCCCCCUCUGCUUCCUCGUCCUUCUCCUUGUCGACGAUGCGGUGAUGGAGGAUCUCGGAGCGGCCAACAAGAAGCACGAGUACGGCAGGCACCGCAUGUGGGGCUCCAUCGGAUUCGGAGUGGCUUCGGGACUGAUGGGGUGGUGGCUCACGUUCCACGAGUGGGUGUGGUCGCUGUGGGUGUUCGCCGCGGCGAUGGUGGGCCUGGCCUCCAUCUUCCACUACUCCAACAUGCGCUUCCCCACCGGCCGGCCGCAGGUCCAGUACGCCCAGAUCCUCACCCUCCUCACCUCCUUCCGCUUCCAGUGCUUCUUGGCGGCGAUCUUCGUGUUCGGGCUGAGCCACAGCGUGGCGAGCGGCUUCCUGUUUCUGUUCCUGAGGGACCUGGGGGCCACUGAGUCGCUGAUGGGUGUGGCGACCAUCGCGCAGACCCUGGCCGAGAUCCCGGUCAUGUUCUGGAGCGGCCACAUGCUGAGCCGCUACGGAUCGCGCGCGGUGAUUGUCGCCUCGAUGGUACUCUACGGCCUCCGCAUGCUCGGCACCACCUUCCUCUCCCCCGACAACACCACCGCCCUCGUCCUCCCGCUGCAGCUCCUGGGUGGCCUCGCCUUUGGAUUGGCGUGGCCGGCGGGGCUCAAUCAUGUGAACGCGCUGGCGGCGUCGAUCGCGUCGCCGUCGCUGGGCGCCACGGCGCAGGUGGUGGGCUCGGGCGUGUUCGGCAGCCUGAGCGGCUUCGUGGGCGGUCUGGUGGGCGGCUGGGCCUACCAGGCGCUCGGGCCUCGCCAGCUCUUCCACGGCCUGGGCGUCCUCCUCAUCUCCACCGCCAUCUGCUUCUUCCUCAUCGAACGCGCCAUCACCCCUUCACGCAAUGAAAGCGACACCAGAGCCAAAUAA
Acanthamoeba castellanii str. Neff is the source of this 1224-nucleotide messenger RNA. RefSeq names its product transporter, major facilitator subfamily protein. Gene Ontology annotation, cellular component: membrane. Bases 1 to 1224 code for a protein of 407 amino acids. Gene Ontology annotation, molecular function: transmembrane transporter activity. NCBI's taxonomy places the organism in Eukaryota, Discosea, Longamoebia, Acanthamoebidae. The record is from RefSeq and is a predicted model, not a curated record. The transcript is spliced from 5 exons.